Hippocampus comes (tiger tail seahorse) is the source of this 4446-nucleotide messenger RNA. Its product is annotated as transducin-like enhancer protein 4. The record is from RefSeq and is a predicted model, not a curated record. The transcript is spliced from 21 exons. The coding region runs from base 554 to 2887 and encodes 777 amino acids. Gene Ontology annotation, cellular component: nucleus; transcription regulator complex. Gene Ontology annotation, biological process: regulation of DNA-templated transcription; negative regulation of canonical Wnt signaling pathway. Gene Ontology annotation, molecular function: protein binding; transcription corepressor activity. Lineage: Eukaryota; Metazoa; Chordata; Actinopteri; Syngnathiformes; Syngnathidae.
AAGUUGUAGUUUUUUGUGGGGCACUCACACACGCAGGCGGGCGUGUAUUAAACUACACGUCCCGACGCGACGUCAAAGUCGCGAAUGGUGUAAUUGCGCUCAUUUUUGACUGGCUGCUUCUAAAAUGUGGUACGGCUGAGAAGGGGGGGACCAAGCGAGCAGUCAGUGUAGCUGAAGUGGUGGCCGCCACCGGGAUGCGCACGUCAACCGGGGGGAGAAAAGUCGGAAAUUAACCGCUUGCCACCGCAGCGGGAGGACAAGUGGGGUCAAGACAAUGGCGGAAAAGCACCGCUAAGAAGAGGAAAUUCAACAACAUAAGCGACUACGCGGGAAUAUAUUCUUUUACGUACCUGACUGUCCGACGGUGUGAGACUUUUCCCCCCGAUUCGUCUACGAGAAUGGCGACCAGCCAACGGUUCGAGGAUGUUCUCACUCCGCUGGCCGGCUUCUAACUGACAGACUGACUGACUGACCUUUUACGCACGGGACCGAGCCACGCUUUCUUCUUUUGUUUUUCGUCUUCGCCGAGGAGGAACUUCUCAAUGCCUUUUUAAUGAUUCGAGACUUGAGCAAGAUGUACCCGCCGGCACGGCAUCCGCCUGGGCAGCCAUUUAAGUUCACCGUGUCCGAAUCCUGUGACCGAAUCAAGGAGGAGUUCCAGUUUCUCCAGGCCCAGUAUCACAGUCUGAAAAUGGAGUGUGAGAAACUGGCAAGUGAGAAAACGGAGAUGCAGAGACACUAUGUCAUGUACUACGAAAUGUCAUAUGGACUCAACAUUGAGAUGCACAAACAGGCGGAGAUUGUCAAGCGGCUGAACGCAAUCUGCGCCCAAGUCGUCCCCUUCCUUUCUCAAGAGCAUCAGCAGCAGGUGGUUCAAGCGGUGGAGAGAGCCAAGCAGGUCACCAUGGCUGAACUCAAUGCGAUCAUUGGACAGCAGCAGCUCCAAGCUCAGCACCUCUCCCACGGCCACGCCAUCCCCAUACCGCUCACACCGCACCCGGCAGGCCUUCAUCCCCCCCUGCCCCCCGGCGCUGGUACUGCCAGCCUGCUGGCGCUCUCCUCGGCCCUCGGCCAUCAGCUGCCUCUCAAAGACGAGAGGAAACACCAGGACGCCGCCGAAGAACACCCGAGAGAGAGAGACUCCGUGAAGAGCUCAUCUGUGUCUCCGUCCGCCAAUUUUCGGACCGGAGAGAAGCACCGCAGUUCCGCCGAUUACUCCGCCGACAGCAAGAAGCAGAAGACAGACGAUAAAGAGUUGAGCUCCACACGCUAUGAGAGCGAUGGUGAGAAGAGUGACGACAACUUGGUCGUGGAUGUGUCCAACGAGGAUCCAGCUUCUCCCAGAGGAAGUCCCGCCCACUCUCCUCGGGAGAACGGAUUGGACAAGAGCCGCCUGCCGAAGAAGGAUGCGCCACUGAGUCCCUCUUCUGUCGCCUCUUCCAGCAGUACCCCUUCAUCCAAAUCCAAAGAGAUUAAUUUAAAGAAUGAAAAGUCCACCACACCAGUUUCCAAGUCCAGCACACCCACAUCUCGGUGUGACGCGCCCACUCCCAGCAGCACCACCACCACCAGCCUGAGGGCAGCUCCGAGUAAGCCAACAGGAGUCGAGACGCUCGCUGAUAAAAGAAGUUUGGAUUGCCUUCUCGUUGCAGCACCCGGCCUGCGCACACCGAUGGCGGUGCCAUGCUCGUACCCCGGCCCGUUCGGGAUGGUCCCUCACCUCGGCAUGAACGGCGAGCUGAGCGGAGCGGGCGCCCCCUACGCCGGCCUGCAUAGCAUGAGCACUGUGGCCGCAGCCGCCGUGGCCGCCUACGGACGCACACAAGUGGUGGGUUUUGAUCCUCACCAUCACAUACGAGUCCCCGGCCUUCCUCCAAACCUAUCAGGAAUCUCUGGUGGAAAACCAGCCUAUUCCUUUCACGUGAGCGCUGACGGACAAAUGCAGCCAGUACCUUUCCCUCCGGACGCUCUGAUCGGCCCGGCCAUCCCGCGUCACGCCCGACAGAUCAACACACUUAACCACGGGGAGGUGGUGUGUGCUGUCACCAUCAGCAACCCGACCCGUCAUGUUUACACCGGCGGCAAGGGUUGCGUCAAGGUGUGGGACAUCAGUCACCCCGGCAACAAGACCUCCGUGUCACAGCUGGACUGCCUUAACAGAGACAACUACAUCCGCUCCUGUCGACUGCUCCCCGAUGGACGGACGCUCAUUGUGGGGGGUGAGGCGAGCACUCUGUCAAUCUGGGACUUGGCCACGCCGACGCCGAGGAUCAAGGCGGAAUUAACGUCAUCGGCGCCUGCGUGCUACGCCUUGGCCAUCAGCCCCGACUCCAAAGUCUGCUUUUCCUGCUGCUCGGACGGAAACAUCGCCGUCUGGGACCUUCACAACCAGACUCUGGUUAGACAGUUCCAGGGCCACACCGAUGGAGCAAGCUGCAUAGACAUCUCGAAUGAUGGCACCAAGCUUUGGACGGGAGGCCUGGAUAACACCGUCCGCUCGUGGGAUCUCCGAGAAGGCCGUCAACUGCAGCAGCAUGACUUCACCUCGCAGAUCUUCUCACUGGGAUACUGUCCAACUGGCGAGUGGCUGGCCGUCGGGAUGGAGAACAGCAACGUGGAGGUCCUGCACGUCUCCAAACCUGACAAGUAUCAGCUCCACCUCCACGAAAGCUGCGUGCUCUCGCUCCGAUUUGCUCACUGUGGAAAGUGGUUCGUCAGCACGGGAAAAGACAAUUUGCUCAAUGCCUGGAGAACCCCGUAUGGAGCCAGCAUAUUCCAGUCCAAGGAGUCGUCUUCGGUGUUGAGUUGCGACAUCUCCGUAGAUGACAAGUACAUUGUGACCGGCUCCGGAGACAAGAAGGCCACUGUCUAUGAGGUCAUAUACUAGAGCAAGCCCGGGGGGGGGGUCAUCCUCCCACCCAGGCACCAUUCAACGAGGCCAACCCCGUGUACCAUAUGUAAUGUGUAUAAUAGGGAUUUUACGUUGUUCUUGGAAUUUUUUAAGGCUGUUCAGAAAUUGAACGAAGCACAGAUUCUUUUUUUUUUUGAAUGAGUGAAUGUAAUGAAUGUCCAUGCACACUGAGCAAACUGUCUGUUAUUAAGUCAUUAUCCACACAUUUCUUGACCCCCCGCCAAAAAAAAAAAAAAAAAAAAUCCAACACUUUUUUGAGUGUUUGCGUAGAUGUGCGGCACAAACACGAGCUUAUUUAUUGUUUCCUUUCAGUAUUUUACUUAUUCCUGUGUGUGGUUGGAUGCUUGAAAGAGGGCUGUGUUGCACUUAACAUUUGACACUGGAUUUGGCCGUCAAAAUUACCUGUGGAUUAAUAAGGCAUUGAGAUGCUUCCUCACAUUUACCAGAAAAUGCAUGUUUGGUUCAAUUGAAGACCCUAAAUCAUCCAAUGGUAUGAAUGGGUGUGAAAAUGCCUGUUUGUCUGUCAUGUAUGUCCAGGGUCCGACAUUAACGGUGGCCCAGUGACCCUGGCCUUAUACAACACCGCCACGUACUUACCUCAGUGUCUUCCAUCAAGAGGAAUGACGCAGAAUAUACGCCCCCCCCCCAAAAAAAAAUCACAAAAUAUAAUAUCCCUUCCGCUCGUGAGUAUUUGUGUGUGUAAUAACAAGAUUGCCCUCAGUGCCCUCACUACGUUGCGUGUAGGGGAAAAAAAACCACACUGUGCCUUUACACCUCUCUGUCCAACCGCGGUUACUGAAUAUUACUGUUGCAGAAGAUGAAUUAUAAAACCUGCAUUUUUGCCUUGUUUUUUUUUUGGGGGGGGGGGUCAUUUUCCCCCCGUGUUAAAGUCAUGCCAAGUUGGCCUAUCACGGUAUCCCAUGUAUACUGACUAAACUGACGCUCAAUAAAUGUUUACAAAUAAGAAGUUUUCCAUCGAUAAAUAAUUCACAAAUCCGGCUCUUCUGCCAAAACGUGAGAAAGCCCGUUUUUCAUAUACACGCCGUACAGUGUGGCUUAAGCUGAUCGUACGUGUAUUUAAAAACUGAUUUACCAAAGAAAUAAUAUAAAGCGAAUGAAUCCAUUCCAGGGUUACCAUCAUAAUAUAUUCACAACGGGAAAUGUGUAAAGUAACAUUUAACAUUCCGACAUGUCUAGAAAGUACAAAAAAAAAAAAAAACGGCGUCAAAGUAAAAUAAAGUAAAAUUGCUCACCUUUUGAAGAUCCCCGACCGACACGAAUUUGGAAGGGAACAGGUGCAAUUAAGGACUAAAAAUCUUUGAAAUAGAAAUUGUACAACUUUUAGAAAUUCCACUCCCUGCUUUUGAAUCCUACUGUAGUGGUUUUUUUUUUGUUUUUUUCUCUUCUGUGAAAAAGUGCGCUUGAAGGAAAAAGUAUGUUUCACUCAAAUUUCAGUGUCUCAACAUAACAUGACCAAACACAACGAUAUUCUUCUGGACUAAUCUCAACGCCCUUGUGAUUUUGUUCAUCCACAU